UAGCUGCAUCUCCUUCGACGCUAAACCGCCAUCAUCAACCAUCAACUUCGCCAUCCCAUUUUAACCAUGGCGUUCUUUUUACGGCGUCCAUUCGCCGUUCCAUCGGCGCUGCGUCAAGUCCCUAAGACUGCCAACACUGCUCGAUUCUUCCAUAACUCACCUUUCAAGCCAUCUCAAUCCAAGCCUCUCGGCCCGGCCACUUCCUCGAUCUUUGCGAAAUCUAGACAGACCUUCCAGAAUGCCUUCCGUCGUACCUACAUGCAACCUACCUACGGUGCCGCUCAGGGCGGCAAUCUCACUCAGCGACUGCUGUAUGGCGCCGCCAUCGUCGGUGGAACAAUCCUGGCAACCAACAUGAUCUUCAACCGCGAAACUAGAGAGGAUGGUGGCAUGGCUCCCUACGAGCGCAGCUACCUGAACGAGACUUUCAUGCACACUGGACUUGGUAUCGCUAUUAUUGGUAUUGCUGCUCGCGCUAUGCACAUGAACGGAUGGUCUUACCGUUUGAUGGCCAUGAACCCUUGGCUUGUCGCUGGUCUAGGCCUGGUUGGAAGCAUCGGAACCAUGUAUGGUACUUACUACACUUCUCCCGACAACUACUUGGCUAAGUACGGUCUCUGGACCGCCUUCAACGUCACCCAGGCAGCCCUCCUCUCGCCUUUGAUGUUCAUGCACCCCGCUCUGCUUGCUCGUGCUGGUCUUUACACUGUUGGAAUGAUGGGCUCUAUUGCUUUUGUCGGUGCUACUGCUAAGCAGGACAAGUACCUGUACCUUGGUGCUCCCCUGCUCGCCGGUGUGACCAUCGUUGCUCUUUCUGGUCUCGCUCCUCUUGUCCUCCCCGCUACCGCCACCCGCACUUUGAUGUGGUCUGAGAAGAUCUGGCUGUAUGGAGGUCUUGCUGUUUUCGGUGGUUUCACUCUCUACGAUGUGCAGAAGGUCCUGCACCACUCUCGUAUGGCUCAGAGGGGCCUUAUCCGGAGGGAUGUUGUCAACGAGAGCAUCAGCCUUGAGCUUGACUUCAUCAACAUCUUCAUCCGUAUGGUCCAGAUUUUGGCCAUGCAGCGCAACAACCGAAAAUAA
Aspergillus nomiae NRRL 13137 is the source of this 1080-nucleotide messenger RNA. Its product is annotated as Bax Inhibitor family protein. Gene Ontology annotation, cellular component: mitochondrial inner membrane. The coding region runs from base 67 to 1080 and encodes 337 amino acids. The transcript is spliced from 2 exons. NCBI's taxonomy places the organism in Eukaryota, Fungi, Ascomycota, Eurotiomycetes, Eurotiales, Aspergillaceae. The record is from RefSeq and is a predicted model, not a curated record.